CCCUGUGGCCCUAUGGCCCCGUGGCCCUGGAUGGAGUCAGAAACAUGGAGUCAGAUCCUACAGCGUUCUUGACAUGAACCACAAAGAGACGCUUUCUGCUCUCUGGAUGUUUUAGUUGGUUUCUGUGAGGAGGCUGUGCUGAUAUGUCAUGUCAUGCAAAGGAUUGUGGGAUUCCUUAAGGGUUCUUAGGGCCGCUAAGGGACGUCCCGAUGCUCCUAGGGUAAACUAGCCGUGAAGGGAACCUUACAGGCUCCUUUCCUGCCUCCUUCCUGACUGACUGAACUAUUCAGACUCUCUGAUCAUGGAGACGCUGAUGGAUUUCUGCUCUGGCUGAAGAGUCCUGGAUCUAUGAGGGUGUUCAGAUGGAGCCUUUGUUCAGGUUAGCGGUAAGAUGUUAUUUAUGCACAACUUUUCCCCACAUGGAUGAACCUUGUGGAACAACAGAGUAAAUUCAGAACACCUUAUUGAUCAAUAAUGUUUAACCUGUUUUCCCAAAACCGGCAUUUAAUAAGGACAUUAACUUAACUGACAGCAAAUCUACUAAUAAUAUGAUCAACAAUGUCUUGUCUGAUAAUUCUCAUAUGUUCUACUACUGGGAUAAUCUAAAUUUGUUUUUAUGUGGUCAAAAUGUUAUUUCUUAAGAAUAACUAUCAAAGAUACAUAAAUGCCAAAAAUCUAAGUUUUCCUUUUUUUGUUCAUUAAUGACUUUAAACUGUUUUUAAUCUCUAAAGGUAAAUGUUAAGAAAUGUAUCUCAACCUUUACCAUUUUGAAGUAUAGCAACUCCUCCCACGUCAUCCGGUGCCACCAGGCCAUGUGGGGGUUUAUUUUAGCCUGAAUGCCCAAAUGUACGACUGCACCUGAACGCACCUGCGCCCCCUGAGCGUAGAGUCGCAGCUCGUCGGGAACGCGGCUGCGCAGUCGGUCUAACACAACACCGGAAGUGACGAACCGAAAGUAAACCAACUUCCAAAGGUUCGUCAGCGGCUCUUCUGGGUUUUUUGUUACCUGAACAGGUGAGCUCAGCCCGGUCCGGUCCGCGUAACGUCAGAGCACCGAACCUGCGUCCAGCUGCUCGGUUCGGUUCAGGUCAGGUGGCGGGUUCUGGGGACCGGUUCUGAUAAAUCCUACAUCAGAACCGAUCAGAACCUCUGUUCCUCUGAGCAGCUCCAGGAAGAAAUAAAGAGAAAGUAAAGAUGACAACAGAUGACACCUACUUACUGCUGAGUUCUGGUUCCGCUCAUAACAGAAGAACCCGGCUGGAUCCGGACUGGAGACGAAACACGAGGUCCAGUUUCUCCACGAUGGUGAAGACCUGAGGAGAAGAUCCACCAGAGGGACCAGGUUCUGGCAGACAUGGAUCCUGAUCCAGAUCUCACCAUCGUCCUCCUGGGAAACUCCGGUGUGGGUAAGAGCGCUUCAGGAAACACCAUCUUAGGACGAGUGGCGUUCGAGUCCAAGGCGUCUUUCAGUCCCAGUAAAGUGGCCGUCAGACAGGAAGCAGGUGUGGUGUUUGGGAAACGGAUCCGAGUCGUUGACACGGCAGGAAUCCUUGAGUUUGAGGAGCAGAUUAAGUCCUGCUGCGAGGAGGUCCUGCAGACCGUCAGACCUGUUCUGUUCCUGCUGGUGGUGAAAGUGGACCGCUUCACCACAGAGCAGAGGAAGGCGGUGGAAGCAGCCAUCAGGGUGGUGGGCGAGCAGGCCUUCAGGUGCUGCUUCCUGCUCUUCACCUAUGGAGACAGCCUGAAGAACACCUCGCUGCAGGACUUCAUCUUCAUGGACGAGCAGAGCUCCCUUCCAGAGGUGGUCCGAGAUUUCUCUGAGAGGUUCCACCUGUUCAACAACGAAGACCGGGGAAGACAGCAGGUCCAGGAGCUCCUGGAGAAGUCUGGACACCUGCAGGUUCCUUCAGCAGGAGCUUCCAACCAGAGAAGCGGGCUGGAUGGUUCUGGAGUUGGAUGUUGGACAUCAGAGGUCUUCAGUAACCAUGUGACUGGUCCAGGUGAAGGAGGGUCAACCAGCCUACAGGAGCGGAGGAUCGUCCUGGUGGGACCUGCUGGAUGUGGGAAGAGUUCUGCUGGGAACACUCUCCUGGGGUUCCAUCGCUUCCAGCCUGACUGCGCCUUUGAUGGAGUCAGGCGGCGGGCGGAGAGCGGCUCUGCAGAGGUGGACGGGGUCCGGCUCACCGUGGUGGACUCUGCAGGACUCUCAGGUGAAGACCUGAGUCUGGACCAGCUGGUCCAUGAGAUCAGGACGGCCAUGCGCCUGGCAGAACCAGGACCUCAUGUGAUUGUCCUUGUGGUGAAGAUCGGCCGGCUGUCCAGCGGAGACUCCCGGCUGCUGCGUCUCCUGACCCGGCUGCUGGACGCCAGCGUCUCUAGGCACGCCGUGGUGCUCUUCACUCAUGGAGACGCUCUAGGAGGCCGGAGUCUUCGGGACGCGGUCCAGUCCAGCUGCUGCGUGUCGGAGCUGGUGGCGCGCUGCGCGGGGAGACACUGCGUGCUGGACAACACCCGCACCGACCGUCUGCAGGUGGAGCGCUUCCUCCAGCUGAUGGACGAGACGGUUCGAGGGAACUGGGGACGUCACUGCGGCCCAGAGACCUUAGGACCAGCGGACAGGAAGUCCUCACCUGACCCAGGCCGAGGGCAGACGCUGCGCCACAGACUCUGGAUCAGAUUAUCCAGAUGUUUGCCUGCUGGGCCGGGUCUGCUGAGGGUUCUGUCUGCAGCUGGGUCAGCACUGACGCUGCUUAUGAAUAUUGAGACCCAGCGAUACUUUUAUUGACCCUAAUGAGCUCCACCUGAAGUCUGAAGACACCGUAACGAGCCCCGGCUCUGAUGUCUGGGACCUGCAGACUCACAUCGCCUGUUUAGAUCAAACUGGGCCAGAAAAUCCACCGGGACCAGAGCUGAGGUUCAGAGUGUGACCUCAGCAGAGCAGCCUUCAGCCGUCGUUGCUCCGCUGACCUCAGAUCAGCGCAGACCUCUGAAGCUGAGCGGGUUCAUGAGACAAAUGGAGUCAGCCAAUCAGAACAAAGCUUCCUCAUUUAAACCGUCCUAUCAGAACGACUCUUUGAUCAGAUGCAGACGUUAAAGACGCCCUGAUGAACACGGUGAAUGUGAUUGGUCGUCUGCUUAGAUCAGUGAGGACUCUGUGGGUUUACAUGAACAAAUGAAUGAACAAAUUAAUACAUUUAUGUUGUGUAUAAAUCA
Messenger RNA from Fundulus heteroclitus (mummichog), 3213 nucleotides. Its product is annotated as GTPase IMAP family member 8. The coding region runs from base 1355 to 2785 and encodes 476 amino acids. Gene Ontology annotation, molecular function: GTP binding. The record is from RefSeq and is a predicted model, not a curated record. Lineage: Eukaryota; Metazoa; Chordata; Actinopteri; Cyprinodontiformes; Fundulidae. The transcript has 5 exons.